Molecule: messenger RNA, 939 nt
Organism: Penaeus vannamei (Pacific white shrimp)
Lineage: Eukaryota; Metazoa; Arthropoda; Malacostraca; Decapoda; Penaeidae
Source: RefSeq, a predicted model, not a curated record
AUGUCAGUUGUACUACAAUGUUACGGUUUAAGAAAUUUUCCAGCCCGGUCACACUUCGGAAACUUUGGAGCAGACUGUAUGACUUUUGGGAAUUCCUCUAUCCGGCUUAACACGAAGGAUUAUACUCCUUCAACAGAAACAAUGAAGGUCCUUCUGUUCCUAACUGUGGUGGCUGUGGCCCUGGGAGACGACGACGUGGUGAGUUGCAACACCAAUGGCUCAUUAAAAGAGACUAAUUUCAAUAAGGAAACUUCAGACAGGGGCCAGAAUAAGAAAGAAACGCAAGCUUAUUCUACAUCACAUCUGCCACACACCUUCGUCAGUACCUUGAACAUUGCAGGUGGACGAGGACCGGGGCGACAGCGAGUACCACUUCGCCUGGCUCCACGACGGCGGCCGGACCUACGACUGGCAGGGCGCCAACAGCUACUGCUCGAGCCUCGGCCGCGGCUGGAAGGGCAUCAGCAUCGAGACCAGGGAGGAGAACGACUUCGUCACCGACGUGAUCGAACACCACGAGCUGCCGUGGGUCUGGACCGGAGGCCAACGCAGGGGACGCGACUUCGUGUGGCCUUCAGGAGCCCGUUUCGUGGGUCUGAACUGGUCUCACACCGGCGGGAAGAAGCAACCGCAACCGGACAACCGCGAGCAAGGGGGCGAGAACUGCGUGGCCGUCCUCAACGACUUCUACGACGACGGCGUCAGGUGGCACGACAUCGCCUGCCACCACGAGAAGUCCAUCAUCUGCGAGCGCGACGACUGAGAGCUCGGGCGGAGGCCAGGGGCGGCGUCCCUUGGCGCGCAGUUGGGCGCUCUGCGGGAAGGAAUCUCUGCCGAAGGACUCUUGGCUUCUGGCGAGGAAUGUCCGUAUUUAUUCCUAUUUAUGUGCGAAUAAGAAUAAAAGAAAACGAUUUAUGCGCAUGUUUCUAUCACGACUGA